Molecule: messenger RNA, 955 nt
Organism: Urocitellus parryii (Arctic ground squirrel)
Lineage: Eukaryota; Metazoa; Chordata; Mammalia; Rodentia; Sciuridae
Source: RefSeq, a predicted model, not a curated record
AUGGCCAGCUGGGUGUUCUGUAAUUACUGCUUCCAGUCGCCUAGAAGGACAUCGUCCUUCAGCCUGACCAGCUGUGGGCACGUGUACUGUGACGCCUGCCUCGGCAAAGGUAAAAAGGAUGAAUGCUUGAUUUGUAAAGUUCCUUGUCGUACAGUUUUGCUCUCAAAACAUACCGACUCGGACAUACAGGCUUUCUUCAUGGGCAUUGACGGACUCUGCAGGAAAUACUCCCAGGAGACCGCCCAGGUUUCAGAAUUUCAAGAAAAACACAGGAAGAGAUUGUUAGCCUUCUAUAGAGCAAAGAUCUCUCAGUUGGAAGAGUGCCUCAGGAAGUCGGCACUGCAGGUGGAGCAGCUGCAAAGUAUGAGAUCGUCACAGCACACGGCUUUCAGCACAAUAAAGAAUUCCAUUUCAACAAAGCCACGUGGAUGCCAGCUGCUGCCACCUCACUCCUCAGCCCCUGACAGAGUGGAGUCGAUGGAAGUUGACCUUUCUCCUUCCCCAAUGAGAAAACCUGAAGUAGCAGCUGGUCCCACAAGAAUCUCUUUGAUCAGUCCACCUCAGGAUGGACGCAUGGGCAGCGUCUCCUACCCAGGCCCUCCACAUCCCAGCCUGACACCCAGACAAGUGGGCAUGGCAGCGGCUCUCAGGGUCCCACCAGUGCAGAUGCCCUGCAAGGGAGCUUCGCCAGCUCCAGCGUCCUGGCGACCAAGCAGAGCGGCGCGAGGCGGCUCCCCCGUCGGUGGUGUCGCCCAGGCCCGGCCCCCCCGGCCGCCCAUCAGCAUCUCUGGCCUGCUGCAGAGACAGUGCCUAGGGUCUGCUCCCUUCGGGGGAUUGACACAUGGACGGUGAGCACAUCCCUGCCCUAUACCUGCCCAGCUCUGCUCUUCAGCAGCCCCAGCAYGUGCGCUCCACGGUGACUGUCUGUGCAGUUCUUUCUGGAUGCGGUGAUUAA